Messenger RNA from Closterium sp. NIES-65, 2394 nucleotides. Lineage: Eukaryota; Viridiplantae; Streptophyta; Zygnematophyceae; Desmidiales; Closteriaceae. The record is from the annotation of a GenBank genome assembly.
GGAGCAAUGGCGCCAGCAGCUCUCGAGCCUCGCAGACGGAACGAGGUUAUUAUAACCAGGGAAGAGGCCAUGAAGCGGCGAGUACGCAAGGGAUACGCGUUGGAGCCUGUAGGUCCGGCACCCGACGUAAACAGCAAAGGUUUUGAGAAGCUAGAUAGUUUAGAUAGUCGAAGGAGAAAGUCCACAGGAAGCGUUAGCGUUAUCAAGGCUUCAGCAAAUGCACCGCCUGUCGCCGAUUUCCCAGCAGUUCCCGUUGCCGCUCAGCCCAGCUUCUCAGAAGAAUCACUGAAACGGAAGGUUCCAGUUUACAACGGCGGAGGUCACGCGGUUGAUCAUGCCAGGGCAGGGGAUAGGAGAGGCAGCAGAGAGAGCAGUAGAGACGGAGGCACAGGCACCGGUUUGGCUGGGUGGACAGGUGGGGAAAGGAGAGGCUUGCGGAGAAAGUUCCUAGAUGAGCUGGAGCAGCUGCAGGGGUUAAGUGAGAAAGUGGAAGCCAGGGAGGGAGCAUUACGGCGCGAGGAGUUGUCAGGGAAGGGUGCGGAGAGCCGGAAGCGGAUGAGACGUUCCGAGAACGGUACGAUUGCAUCUCACACGGUGGAAUCCGGGUCGAUGGACGCUUCGCCUGUCGCUGUAGCCGCUCCGCUCGUUCCUGCGCCCCCAGUGCGAAUACAGGGUUCAGAGACGGAGUUUUCAGGCAAGGGGUGGAUCGCACCGUUAGGCGCUGAUUCGUUUCAUGCUAAGGAGAAGGCCUUGGUUCCCGAGAGAGGCAAGGGGAAGAAUGUCCCUGCAAACACGCCGGAACUCGAUCUGAAACGACAGAAAAUCGAAGCUGCUAGAGCGAGGCGAUUGAACGACAUUAGUAAGCAGUAUGCGACGCUGCUGAAACGACUGAUGUCGCAUAAAUACGGAUGGGUGUUCAAAGAGCCCGUCGAUGCGGUGAAGCUCGGUUUACACGAUUACCACACGGUGAUCAAGAAUCCGAUGGACCUGGGUACGAUUACCGCGAAAAUCAAGUCGUCGGGUUACCUUCAUCCAGACGAACUGUACAGCGACGUGCAGCUGGUUUGGUCGAACGCUAUGCGGUAUAACGGGGAAGGCAGUGACGUGUAUAUCAUGACGUUGGAACUGAAGGGCCUGUUCGAGCAAGGGUACAGGAAGAUCCGACUCAAGGUGGAGGAAGAUGCCGCGAAACGCAGGCAGGAAGACGAGGAGCUGAUGGUUGUAGAGGACGUUAAGGGAGCUAAGGCAACUAGGGAGACCAGCGACGGCCGUGAGAAGCCGGAGGUUCAAGAGUUGGAGAAGCGGCUGCAGAAGCUAGAGUCGCAGAUGCAGGCCGGUGGGAAGGUGACGAGCCAAGGAGUAACGCAGGUUCAGGCGAAGGGGAAGGUUCCCCUGAGGGACAUGACGUUUGCGGAGAAGCAGAAGCUGAGUGUUAACCUGGGGAAGCUUCCACCGGAGAAUCUGGAUCGGAUUGUGCAGAUCAUAUCCGAGCGCAAUCCUGAUUUGAGUCAGAACGCGGACGAGAUCGAGCUUGACAUUGACUCGCUGGACAGUGAGACGCUGUGGGAGCUGGAGAGAUACGUGGCCAACUGCAUGAAGAGCAAGAGCAAGCGGAAGCGGGCUCUGCUGCAGCAGAAGCAAUCGGUGCCUUUGUCCAAGGUUCCUGACGCUCUUCCUGCUUCACAGCAGGAGCUCAAAGAAGGCGAGGACAGUGUUGACAUUGUGGAGGAAGGUUCCGGUCUUGUUCAUGGGGCUGCUGCUGUCACUUCUGCUGCAGACUCGGCAGCAGCCAAGCUGCCUGCUGGGAAUGGAGUAGGAGGGAAGGCCAAUCCAGGCACCUCAGGAUCAUCCAGUUCGAGCGAUGAUAGCUCGUCCAGUGAUAGUGACUCAGACAGCGGCACAUCCUCCAGCGAGUCUGAUCAGGAAGAUCGGCGCUCCAAGGGAACUCCUUCUGAGCCUGCCCGUGGGAAGCAGAAUCAGAGCAAGGAUAGUGCAAAGGCCAGUGAUAUAUGCUCCUCGCCUAAUGCUGGGGGUGACAGUGUUGCUGCAAGUGAAGGGGUGAAGAUGGAGGUUGAUGUGAAGCAAGAUGAAAAGCCAAAGGAGGUGAAGCCAUCUUUCAAAGGUGAUGAUGAGGCGGCUGUAAAAGCAGCCCUUCUUCGGGGGAAGUACGCUGACAUAAUUUUGAACGCCCAGAAGAAAGCAACGGAGACUCAAAGUGUGGAUCAGAAGCAGCUUGAAGAAAUCGAGAGAAAGCACAGAGAAGAGCGAGCUCGUUUGGAAGCUGAAGCCAGGGCAGCACAGGAGACUCGCAGGCGGAAAGAAGCAGAGGUGGCUAUUGAAGCCCGGAAAAAGCUGGAGGAGCAAAGGGAAGCAAUGCGUCGUGCUCUGCAAGGG